UAAGAAGACCCUCCUCCUGUGACCGUGAGCCAGAGAGGGCGAGCUUAAAAGCCGGUACGCCACACCGCGCGCACACACCCGCCGCUGGUGCACUGCUCUACACCUGUGGAGAAAUCUGGACGUUCACCGAGCGCCGACAUGGAGAAAGAUGCUCGAGACAGCUGGGACACCCCCAUGCAGUUUGUCCUGGCGUGUGUUUCUUACGCCGUGGGUUUGGGGAACGUGUGGCGCUUUCCUUACCUGUGCCAGAUGCACGGUGGAGGGGGGUUUUUGAUUCCCUAUCUCCUCAUGUUGGUUCUGGAGGGGGUGCCCUUAUUCUACCUGGAACUUGCCAUUGGCCAGAAGAUGCGAUUAGGAAGCAUUGGAGCAUGGAAUGCCAUCAGUCCUUAUUUAGGAGGCGUUGGUCUUGCUAGUGUUGUGACAUCCUUGUACCUGUGUCUCUAUUACAACGUCAUCAAUGCAUGGAGUUUCUGGUACCUGUUUCAUUCAUUUCAAUCAGUCCUGCCCUGGGCAUUUUGCCCCAUAAAUUCCAACCGGACGGGACCUAUAGAGGAGUGUGAAAGAGCAACACCCACCCAGUAUUUCUUCUACAGGGAAACGCUCAACAUCUCUUCCUCUAUUGAGGUAAAUGGAGGCAUUCAUACGGGCCAGACACUCUGCCUCCUGCUUGCAUGGGUCAUUACAUACCUAUUCAUUCUCCGAGGAGUAAAGUCAACUGGAAAGGUUGUGUACUUUACAGCCACAUUUCCAUACGUGGUCCUCUUUAUUUACCUGAUCCGGGGCAUGACUCUUCACGGAGCCAUCAAUGGCAUCAUAUACAUGUUCACACCCAAGAUGGAGCAGCUUGCCAAUCCUACUACUUGGAUCAAUGCAGCCACUCAGAUCUUCUUCUCUCUGGGCCUGGGUUUUGGGUCACUCAUAGCUUUUUCCAGCUACAACCAGUACCACAACAACUUUGAGCGGCAGGCCAUCGCUGUCUCGCUCAUUAACAGCGGAACCUCCAUCUUUUCCAGCAUUGUCACCUUUGCAAUCUACGGCUUCAAGGCCACUGUCAACUAUGAGAACUGUCUGAACAGGACCCGCACACUGCUGAUGAAUACCUUUAAUCUGGCUGAGGACAGCAUCACGCUGGACACCGUGUCCGACUGCAUUGAGAAGCUGAACAUGACGUUUCCACAGCAGUUUGCUGAAAUCACCCACAAGCUGGAAAACUGCAGCCUGGAGAGCGAACUGGACACCGCUGUAGAGGGGACUGGUCUAGCCUUCAUUGUCUACAGUGAGGCCAUAACGAACAUGCCGUUGUCUCAGCUGUGGUCGGUGCUCUACUUCAUCAUGCUCCUUCUGCUGGGAAUGGGAAGCAUGCUGGGAAAUGUCACCGCUAUCAUCACGCCGCUACGUGACUUCAAAGUGGUGUCCUGUAUGAGCACAGAGUUCUUCAACGGGUUGGUGUGUUUGUUCUGCCUGCUGCUCGGCCUGGGCUUCACUACAACGUCUGGAAACUACUGGUUCACCAUGUUCAAUGACUACGGAGCUACUUUCUCCCUGCUCUUCAUCGUCCUCAUCGAAGUCGUAACUGUCAGCUACAUUUAUGGAAUUAGAAGGUUUGAAAAGGAUAUAGAAGACAUGCUUGGUCAUCGACCCAACUGGUACUGGAAGAUAAUGUGGGCAGGAGUGAGUCCUCUGCUUCUCAUUGGCCUGUUCUUGUUCUAUAUCGUCAACUAUAUCCAGGGAGGGACGCCUACCUACCAGGCAUGGAACAAAGAUCUGGGGAAGUCGGUGCAGACGGAGUAUCCUGUCUUCAGUCAAGUCUUCAUCGGAAUGCUGCUGGUGUCCUCAGUGAGCUGUGUUCCCCUCACAGCUCUCUAUGCCUUCUGCCAGGAGAGGAAAUAUGGAAAACACCACAAGCAGCAGAGAGUCAGUACAGUGGCUGCUUAGUGAGGAGGAUGAACUUCCUGCCACAUCCGGCCCUCCUGGUGCCAGCUUCCUGCCACAUCCGGCCCUCCUGGUCCCAGCUUCCUGCCACAUCCGGCCCUCCUGGUCCCAGCUUCCUGCCACAUCCGGCCCUCCUGGUCCCAGCUUCCUGCCACAUCCGGCCCUCCUGGUCCCAGCUUCUGCUACAUUCCCCUAUCCUGGUCCAAAGGUCGCCAUCUGUACUUAGUUGUAUUUUCUGCUCAUGUUCAUAGAAUUCUGCAUCAACCAAAGUUUUUCUAGACAUUUUCUCUGCUGUGUUUCCAGAGAAAUCCAGGGAUAAAGAUCAGGUUCAACAUUUGUUUGUUUCCUCAGUAUUAGUUUGCAGAGGCAGAUAAACAAAUCAUAUUUACCACUGAGAAGGAUUUGAACUCAUAGUUUACAAAACUUUUCUCUGUCAGCUGCUGUUGGUCAUGUUGUUACUGUAGAUAAGCUCUAGUUUGUUUGAUUGUCCAACAUUUUAACAGGUAAGGUUAAAUUCAGUAUCCUAUAUGACAUCAGUUUACUUAAUGGUAGUAUGACGAUAAAAAGAAUGUAUGUAGAUAUUUAAUUACUCAGUAAGCUAUAAAAUGUAGUGUUGGAGGAUUUUCUUGUGUCGCACUGGUUCACAUUCAGCCACUAAAAUCCCAUCAUGUGUGGGUUUAUCUAAACAAUGCCACUGGUUUCAGUAGUAAACAUGGUUGAAUGUGAUUUUUACCUGCUGGAAGAAAACAUGUUGGAUUAAGGUGCCAUUAAUUUUGUUUUCUCUUCAUCUAAUGAGAGAUUCAAGAUCUAUUUGUGUGGUGUACAAAACAUGCUUUUGCUGCGUAUUCUUGCUAACUAGUUUUUUAUGUUUUAUAAGGGUUUGCCAUACAGUACAUGCUGUAGCUAAUUUUUAUCUAAACAUCUGAGAAUUUAAGAUGUUUUUAUACCGUUGAUUUUAUGGGAGAUGUCAGUAAAGUGCCACAGUCGUCAUUAACAUAUCACGUCUUUGCCACUUUUAUGGGAAUCUGUGAUUAUCAAAUAAAUAUGAAGUAUGAAGUUCAUGUUGAUAACAAGCUUCUGUGUGUGUGAUGUUUAGGUCAGGUCUGGAGUUUUUAUGAUCUCUUAAAAUCUGUUUCCUCAUGUAGACAUUCAGGGACCUGUUGCAGAAAACCAGGACCAGGGACGAAUCCAGGAUCUGUUGGUCAUCCUGGAUCAACUCAUCCCUGAUCUGGUUGCAGUAAAGCUGGAUGGUGAAAAGGGGGAUAUGUCAUGACAUCAGUUACCAUGGAGAUUUAUCCUGUGGAGCUAGUUCCAGGGUCUAUUUAAUCUUGAUGGAAACCAAUAUUUAUUCCACUGCCUGCUAGACCCACUGUCAUUAGAUAAUUAACACUUUCCAGUAGACUAAAUAAAAUACACAUCUGAUUUAGGUUCAUGAAAUAAAAACUUUCAACAUCGCCUAAAGAAAUAUUUCAGUCUGUUUUCAUAAAUUAGGAAAAAAACUAUCAAAACUUUUAGUGUUUUUCACAGUGGAGAGAAGUUCUUUAUCAUAGAAAGUGUUUGUAAAUCUGUAUAAAUGUGAGUUUUUUCUCUGAGCAGCGUUCCUCUGCCCGUCGUGGACGUGGUGACACCACUUUGUUUCCCGUUUAACCUCUGAACAGCCAAUGGUCUUAUCUUCAUGUCUGUAAAUGUUUGAGUGACUUCCUCUGACAUCAGUCGUCGUGACAGUCAUAAACAAAGCGGAUGGCUGCACACCUAA
Molecule: messenger RNA, 3688 nt
Organism: Melanotaenia boesemani (Boeseman's rainbowfish)
Lineage: Eukaryota; Metazoa; Chordata; Actinopteri; Atheriniformes; Melanotaeniidae
Product: sodium- and chloride-dependent transporter XTRP3-like
Exons: 11
Coding region: 139-1935 (598 amino acids)
Biological process (GO): sodium ion transmembrane transport
Cellular component (GO): plasma membrane
Molecular function (GO): L-proline transmembrane transporter activity
Source: RefSeq, a predicted model, not a curated record